AUGGUGAGAGAUGGGAUUGUUCUCGGUCACAAAGUCUCAGAAAAAGGGAUCAAAGUUGACAAAGCAAAGAUAGAAGUGAUGAUGAGCUUCCAACCUCCAAACUCAGUCAAAGGAACCAAGAGUUUCCUCGGACACGCUGGCUUUUACAGAAGUUUCAUCAAGGAAUUCUCCAAAAUCGCAAGACCACUCACUCGCCUGCUCUGCAAGGAGACAAGAUUUGAGUUCGAUAACGAUUGUUUGUCAGCCUUCCACACGAUCAAAGGAGCUCUAGUCAGCGCGCCCAUCGUGCAACCACCAGACUGGGAGCUCCCCUCCGAGAUCAUGACAGACGCACGCGAUUUUUUGGUUAGAGCUGUGCUAGGCCAACGAAAGGAUAAGAAGCUUCACGUGAUCUAUUAUGCGAGCAGGACACUAGACGAAGCUCAAUGUCGCUAUGCAACUACAGAAAAGGAACUUCUAGCAAUCGUUUACGCCUUUGAAAAGUUCAGAUCCUACCUAGUUGGCUCCAAGGUGAUAGUGCACACGGAUCAUGCAGCAUUGAGAAAUCAAGGAAAAAAGGGGAUUGAGAAUGGUGUUGCAGAUCACCUCUCCAGAAUGAAGAUAGAUGAAGACACAGCACUUGAUGACAGCCUUCCAGUCGAGCACGUCUACUCGAUCAGUCUGGGAAGCGUCGCAGAACAACCGCUCCAUCCAGUUUCCUCCAGCAUUCUGGAAUACCUUGUAUGUGCAAUCAAAAAGCAAUAUCCCAGUCUUCCAUGGUUUGCUGAGAUUGCCAACUAUUUGGCUGCUAAGAAAGAACCUGUCAAAUUCACUGGCAAUGAUAAACAGAAAUUUCUAAGAGGAUCAAGACACUACUAUUGGGACGAACCCUACCUGUACCGAAGUUGCAAGGAUGGAAUAUUCCGACGAUGUGUAUCUGAGUCUGAAAUUCCAGGAAUCCUCUAUCACUGUCAUGGUUCCUCUUAUGCAGGGCACUUUGCAACAUUUAAAGCCGUGUCUAAGAUCCUUCAAGCUGGUUUUAGGUGGCCAACAAUGUUCCAAGACGCCCAUUCCUACAUCUCUAGAUGCGACUCAUGCCAGCGACAAGGGAAUAUCAGUAAACGGAAUGAGAUGCCUCAGAACUUCAUCUUGGAAGUUGAAGUAUUCGAUUGUUGGGGAAUCGACUUCAUGGGACCGUUCCCACCAUCUUUCAAGAACGAAUACAUAUUGGUAGCAGUUGACUACGUUUCUAAGUGGAGCAAUAGCCAGUCCCACAAACGACUCAAAGGUCUAUUAAAGAAGAACGGCGUGCAACACAAGGUAGCCACGCCAUAUCACCCUCAAACUAGUGGACAAGUGGAAGUUUCAAACAGAGAAAUCAAGAGCAUCCUGCAGAAAACAGUUAACACAAGUCGCAAGGACUGGUCGCUCAAGCUAGACAAUGCUCUUUGGGCUUACAGAACAGCCUACAAAACACCUAUCGGGACCACUCCCUACAAUCUGGUGUACGGUAAAGCUUGUCACCUGCCGGUUGAGUUGGAGUAUAAGGCAGCUUGGGCUGUGAAGCUACUCAACUUCGACAUUAAACCAGCAGCAGAGAGACGAUCCAUGCAGAUUCACUAG
Brassica napus (rape) is the source of this 1602-nucleotide messenger RNA. RefSeq lists its product as uncharacterized. Gene Ontology annotation, biological process: DNA integration. The record is from RefSeq and is a predicted model, not a curated record. Bases 1 to 1602 code for a protein of 533 amino acids. Lineage: Eukaryota; Viridiplantae; Streptophyta; Magnoliopsida; Brassicales; Brassicaceae. Gene Ontology annotation, molecular function: nucleic acid binding. The transcript has 3 exons.